Molecule: messenger RNA, 1296 nt
Organism: Phanerochaete carnosa HHB-10118-sp
Lineage: Eukaryota; Fungi; Basidiomycota; Agaricomycetes; Polyporales; Phanerochaetaceae
Exons: 5
Coding region: 1-1296 (431 amino acids)
Biological process (GO): transmembrane transport
Molecular function (GO): transmembrane transporter activity
Source: RefSeq, a predicted model, not a curated record
AUGACCUUCGGCGCACCAUCUCAUCGUAUCGAAGCGCAACUUAUCUCAGCAGCACAUAUCCUGGAAAUCGAAGCCGAGUUCAUCCAUGUUCCCGGGCUCAUCAUGUGCUCAUUUAUCGACAAGGAGGAGAAGACAUCGGAGACGCACUUCAUCCGGUGCACAGGACGCAUGGCCCUCGGUCGUCUCCACGAAGUCCAUCAGCUGUACCGGGCGGUCGUGCACGAUGAACUCAGCGCCAAGAAAGCCGGAGACCGCCUCGAUGAGCUGCUCGCGGCACCACCCAUCUACGGAUCAUUUGUUCAGAUCGUCCUUGCGUUCUGGAUUGCGGCUCUGAUUUGUCCGCUUGCUUUCGGCGGCUCAUUUGUCGACAUGUGGCUCGCCGGUGCGGGAGCUGUGUUCCUCUCGGCGAUGCGCAUCGGCGUCGUCUCGAGGGCUAAGAAGUGGUAUGCGCAUCAAAUGCUGUCCCGCGUAAUGUUUCGAGCUGAUCACGUUCGCAGAGUGUGCCUGACGAUGAUCAUCUCCUUCACGGCGCGUGCUCUGAGUAGCAUCAACGGCGACAUCUUUUGCUAUAAUGCUAUUUCAUCUGCUAGCAUCGUGUCUAUCCUCCCUGGAUUCCUUAUUCUGAGCGGUUCUCUGGAACUGGCGGCGAAGAAUCUCUCGACUGGCAGUAUCAAGAUGAUUUAUGCGCUCAUCUAUACACUGUUCCUCGGCUUCGGGCUGCAGAUUGGCAACGACCUUUACUUCCUUUUCAACCACAAAGCACGGGACAGCCUUGCCACGCUCGCGAGCCGGCUCAACAUCGUCACAGGCUGCUACCGCGCACCGGACUUUCCGUGGUACCUUAUGCGGUUCCCGUGGUGGAUGCAGUUCUUCAUCGUGCCGCUCUUCUCGGUGCUCUCGUCCCUUGCGAACCUCCAGCCGAUCUGGACGUGGGACAUGCUCGUCAUGGUUAUCAUCUCCUGCGUCUCGUACACCGCGAACAAGGUCGCAAAUCGGCUCAUCCCGGACCGCUCUGACUUUGUGUCGUUCACGGGCGCGUUCGCCGUCGGCAUCCUGGGCAACUUCUAUUCGCGCAAGAUGGGUGGUACCGCGUUCACCGUCAUGGUCACUGGAGUGCUGUUCUUGGUUCCCUCUGGCCUAUCUGCUAUCGGUGGCAUCACUGCCCAGGGUGGUGGGAUUGAUAUCGGCGGGGCCAUGAUCGCAGUCACUGUCGGUAUAACCACCGGGCUCUUCGUCAGUCAGGGGAUCGUCUAUGCCUUCGGCUCCAGGAAGAACAAUGCCCUGUUCUCAUUCUGA